Messenger RNA from Striga asiatica, 939 nucleotides. The record is from the annotation of a GenBank genome assembly. NCBI's taxonomy places the organism in Eukaryota, Viridiplantae, Streptophyta, Magnoliopsida, Lamiales, Orobanchaceae.
CACCACAACACUUUCUCAAUUCUAUUUAUAUGUAGCAUACACUAUGUUAUAUGAUAAGAACAUAACAGCAAAAAUGGCAAUGAUAAAAACACUAUCAAUGUUUUUUGCUGCUAAUUAUUUAGCCAUUUUCAUGUACCUCAACUUGGCCAUGGCCGCAAAUUACACAGUCGGAGGCCCGAACGGCGGUUGGGAUCAAUCCACCGACCUUGCAACUUGGGCUUCUUCAAUAACCUUCUUAGAAGGAGACAAUUUGCUUUUCGAGUUCACCACAAACCACGACGUCACGGAAGUUUCCCGGACGGACUUCGAUUCCUGCAAUCCAAAUAGCCCCUUGCGGCCGCCUUUCACCGGCGGCUCCGCCACCGUGGCCCUCUCCUCCGCCGGCAGCCGCUACUUCAUCUGCGGCACCCCCGGUCACUGCCUCGGCGGCAUGAAACUCCAAGUCGACACCCACGCCGCCACCUCUCCGCCGCCGCAGACGGCCACCCCGUCGGCCCCGUCGCCGGCGCCGGUUUCCUCUCCACCGCCGAGAAGUCAUGCUCCGUCGCCAUCACCAAAGCAUACGCACGGGCCAGCCGGCCGGCCCGCCUCGCCGCCUGCAGCCUCACCUCGCCGGCCCGCGUUGCCGCCUGCCGCCUCACCUCCGCCGAGCGGCGGCUCGUUGCUGGCGCCGGCGGCGGCUCCGUCUGCGGCGGGGAGGUUCAGUGCGAUGGGUGCUCUCACAGCAUGUUGCGGUUUUUUGGCUGUUAUUGUGUUUUUGACUUUUUGAGAUCCUUCUGAUUUUUUAAUUUUCCCAUAAUACACAAUGUACUUGUGAGUUUAUAUUCCUUUUUGGAAAUUCAAAUUCUAAUCCAUUUAUAAUACAUAUGAAUCUUUUUAUAUCCUUUUAUGAUCUUAUAAUUUAUGAACGAGAUUCUUGUCUGCUUUAAUGAAAUUGAA